AUGUCUGCUUUAAACCCUUCAAGCUCUGGUUGGCAAGUGGUAAAGAGGAAAGCAAAGAAAAUUGGUAAUAAAGUUGAUAAGAUAGUCCACAACUAUCCAAAGUUACCGCGAACCUUGUCAGAAGAGAGUUUACCUCUCAAGAUAGGAUCGAAAGUUUCAGUAAAUAGCUAUAACGCUUUUCUCGACGAAAACGAAUCGAGUGGAUAUAAGUUCUAUAGGGAAAACAAGAACGUAUAUAUUGUUGACAUGUCAAACGCAGAGCAUGGGGCCGUCGUAGUAUAUCUUAUACAACGUUUCGCCAUACCAAAUAAUGGUGCAAUGGUUGGCCCAAUAUACAUCUAUGGUGACGCAUUUCAUUAUAAUCCAACGGGCAGUGGGGAAAAAAUAGCAGCAGAUGUCGCAAUCCGUCCACUAAAAAAUUACGUACUACGACCAUCAAUUCCCCACCCGGGCCCUCCCCCUAGUGACGUUAACGGUUGUGCUCAUGCGAGAAUCGUUUGCGAGGUAGCUAACGCCCAAGGGGUCGGGCACUGGAAUAAAAAGUGUGAAACAUGGAUGCUUGAACCAUACGUUCGCUGUGUGUUCGGCAUCAAGCUUUUUCCUAAGAAGACUAUGGGAACAGCCGUUCACCGGCAAAUGAUUGCUAGAUUGUGGACACGAGAAGCAUCGGGAAGAAGUGUAAUAUCGACAAAUACAACUUUAGCAGACGCAGGCGUACACGUCACAGAGUGGGAUUUCGGUACUAUGCGGUAUGGCACUAAGACACCUACGCUUACGGAUUGCAAUGCAUCAAAUCUUGAUGCCUUUCGAGUGACCGUUCCGGUCUCGUAUGUUUUCUAUGACCCCCCACUCGUUGGGACAGUUCCUGCACAGUAUGCUGUAUUUGUGCCCAAUACAGUUGUUGGCCUUAAUUUUGUUAUCGAUUUAUACGAUGUUCAAAUGUUGGUUUUAGAAGCAAUGAAGUGA
Paraglomus brasilianum is the source of this 966-nucleotide messenger RNA. The record is from the annotation of a GenBank genome assembly. NCBI's taxonomy places the organism in Eukaryota, Fungi, Glomeromycota, Glomeromycetes, Paraglomerales, Paraglomeraceae.